UACUUCGAAUCGUGCCCCGUCUGCUUGACGACCGAGCCGCCCCCUUUUUCCUCCCCCCUUCCUGCCUCGCAGCCGCGCGCGGGCGCGGCGGCGGAGGUUCCCGGUUACCCCGGGGAGGCGGCGCUCGGUUCCGGCGGGGAUGGGCACGCCGGAGUUCCCCAACCUGGGGAAGCACUGCAGCGUCGGCGACUGCCACCAGAUCGACUUCCUCCCCUUCACCUGCGACCGCUGCGACAACGUAUUUUGCCUUCAGCACAGAAGUUAUACGACACACCAGUGUCCAAAUGCAAAUCUGAAGGAUGUUACUGUCCUCAUCUGUCCACUCUGUGCUAAAGGGGUUCGCCUCAAUCCAAGCGAAGACCCAAAUAUCACCUGGGAUACUCAUGUUAACACUGACUGUGAUCCAUCAAAUUACCAGAAAGUAACAAAGAAAAAGAAAUGCCCUGUGCCCGGGUGCAGAGAGGCACUGACUUUUUCCAACACGAUCAGAUGCAAAGAUUGCACCAAAGAACACUGCCUGAAGCAUAGAUUCGGGCCUGAUCACAAGUGCCCAGGACCAAGAAAAGUGGAUUCGGGCUUCCCCUUUGUAAAUAUGCUAAGGAGAAGUCAGAAAGUGGAGACACGUCCGAACAGCAGUAAGAACAAUAGUUCUUCAUGGUGGAGCUCCAGCCUUGUGAAUGCAGCAACGAAUUUCAAAUCAUCAGCUGAAGCUGGAAUGCAGAAACUGAGCAUCGCUACUAGCCAAGCCUUCCAGAAGGCUAAGGAUGGGAUCUCCGCAGACAGCAGCAGCAGCAGCAGUGAGCUUGUGGAGGAAUGUGUUCAUUGCCCAGCUAGAUUUUCCACCGUGGGGGCCUUAAUUGAACAUGUCGAGAAAUCCCACCAGACAAACCAGCAACCUAGUCGUGGCCGAGUGACAAUUGAUGUUUGCCCCAAGUGUAGCAAGGGGUUCCGAGAUCCGGUGUUGCUAGUGGAGCAUGUUGAGAGGGAGCAUGGCGGAACGUCAAGAGCAUAAAGCUGCUCGUGUGUACUUUAUAACUUUUUUUUUCUUCUCAUUUCAUCCAUUGGGUUAUGCUCUACUCCUUUGGACUUCAAAUUUGCCCAUAGAAAGUAUAGUAGUAUGUUGGAUUGAGGGCAAAGCGGUUGUCCAUUCCAUUGAACCUACCUUAGUAUUUUGGUCGUUCUGGAUUCUAGAAAUUAAAGUAUGAUUUGUUAAGAUAAUUUGCCCAUAAAUAAAAUUUUGUUGCACGGCUCGAGUUCACAGCC
This is a messenger RNA of Setaria italica (foxtail millet), 1263 nucleotides long. RefSeq names its product zinc finger AN1 and C2H2 domain-containing stress-associated protein 16. The transcript has 2 exons. The coding region runs from base 140 to 1012 and encodes 290 amino acids. Gene Ontology annotation, cellular component: cytoplasm. The record is from RefSeq and is a predicted model, not a curated record. NCBI's taxonomy places the organism in Eukaryota, Viridiplantae, Streptophyta, Magnoliopsida, Poales, Poaceae. Gene Ontology annotation, molecular function: zinc ion binding.